AUGGCUGAUAUAAUUGAGAAUUUAGAAGACGAUAGGGAUACAAUAUCAUCAGAAGAAAUAGAGAAGCAAUUUAACAAGAAAUAUAAUUUACUUGCAGAAACCGCUGUUACCUUGCGACAAUCUUAUAUUAACAAGCUCGACGUUAACCAGUUUUUAAAAAUUGCGAUAAGUCUCGACGACAAUUCAUUAGAAGUGUACGAAUUAAAUAAUAGCUCAUUUCAAUCAAUAUGUAGGCUGGAAGGACACGACAAGAAAGUGACCGAAGUAGUUUUCCAUCCGAAAAAUGAGUUUCUAUUGUUUUCUACCAGCCACGACGGUUCUAUUAAGCUUUGGGAUAUUCGGAUAAAGGGCACUUGUGUAAAAGAAUUUAAGGGAGAAGAAGAUUCUCCAAUCAGACCGUACGAAUGCAUGGACGUAGCUGACACAGGAAAUAUAUUCUGCAGUGGCAGCCAACUAGUAGAAGAUGAAUCUUAUCUUGUAUUUUGGGAUCCACGUUUAACUAAUUCUCUUGGUGCAUAUUGGGAAAGCCACACUGAGGAUAUCACGCAAGUUAAGUUUAAACCCAACACAAACUCUAUCUUAGCGUCUGGGGCUGGCGAUGGCCUGAUCAACAUAUUCAACCUGCAGGAAGAAGAUGAAGAUAGUGCUCUAGAUUAUUCUCUAAAUAUAGGCAACUCAGUGGAAAAAUUGCACUGGCUGAGCAAUGAAGAGCUCAGUUGCAUUACUCAGUCCAAUGACAUGCAAAUAUGGGAAGCAUCUACUGGAGAUUUGGUAAAGGAAUACAGCCGAGAUAAGAUUGCGAGAAAUAUUAAGAGGAGCAGAGAUGACGACUGUUAUGUCGUGGACACAUUCCUUUUGGCUGAUGGCACUAAAUGUGUACUUACCGGUUCAUAUGGUGGAAAUGGUAACACUCUGAGAUCUCUGAGCAUAUCAGGGAAACGACUGAUCCCCUGCACCGACUUCGUCGGCAACAGGCAAGUGGUCCGAUGCUGUCGCUACGAUACACACAAAAACAUCCUUAUAACAAGUGGCGAGUCCGGUCUUAUAAGCGCGUGGAGUGCGCAAGACACGGGUUGCAUGGACACGCCUGUAGAUGGAAAAGAUAGUAAAGUACGCGCUCUCAGGCAUAGACCCUACUAA
Leptosia nina is the source of this 1140-nucleotide messenger RNA. The record is from the annotation of a GenBank genome assembly. Lineage: Eukaryota; Metazoa; Arthropoda; Insecta; Lepidoptera; Pieridae.